Messenger RNA from Menidia menidia (Atlantic silverside), 4773 nucleotides. The record is from the annotation of a GenBank genome assembly. Lineage: Eukaryota; Metazoa; Chordata; Actinopteri; Atheriniformes; Atherinopsidae.
ACGUCCACGGAAUCCGCGUUCACGCGUCGCCCAUCAGAUUGUCAAAACUUUCGAGAAGCGUUUUGGAAACUCUGCCGCUGUGAUAUCUACCAACGUACAGAUAUUCUACACAUCCGCCGAAAGAUGUGGAAGUCCGUGGUGGGCCACGAUGUGAGCAUGAAGGUGGCUGCUGGGGGGGACGACUGGGAGACGGAUCCUGACUUUGAGAAUGACGUCUCGGAGCAGGAGCAGAGGUGGGGGGCCAAAACCAUCGAGGGCUCGGGACGCAAAGAGCACAUCAGCGUUGCAGAGCUCAGAAGCAAAGUGGCUGUGGAGCACGAGAAGGUGAAGCAGAAGGAGCAGACUCCCAAAGCGUCUUACGGCUACGGGGGGAAGUUUGGAGUGGAGAAGGACCGGAUGGACAAGGCGGCUGUAGGUCACGACUACGUGGCCCAGGUGCAGCAGCACUCCUCCCAGACAGAUGUGGCCAAAGGGUUUGGCGGCAAAUUUGGUGUUCUAAAAGACCGCGUGGAUAAGUCUGCCAUGGGCUUUGAGUACAAAGGAGAGGUUCAGCAACAUGCUUCUCAGAAAGAUUACUCCAAAGGGUUUGGAGGAAGGUAUGGCGUUGAAAAAGAAAAGGUGGACAAGGCAGCCUUAGGCUACGACUAUAAGGGAGAAACGGAGAAGCACCAGUCGCAGAAAGACUAUGCCAAGGGCUUUGGAGGGAAGUAUGGUGUCGAAAAGGAAAAAGUGGACAAGGCAGCCUUGGGUUACGAUUACAAAGGAGAGACGGAGAAGCACCAGUCGCAGAAAGACUACUCCAAAGGGUUCGGAGGGAAGUUUGGCGUUGAGAAGGACAAAGUGGACAGAGCGGCGCUCGGGUACGAUUAUAAAGGCGAGACAGAGAAGCAUCAGUCGCAGAAAGACUACUCAGCAGGGUUCGGCGGGCGUUACGGGGUGCAGGCGGACCGCAUGGAUAAGAGCGCUGCAGCCUUCUCAGACAUGGACUCUCCAACAUCUGCCUAUGAAAAGACACAACCGCUGGAAGCCUCAAGCUCAGGCGCGGGGAAACUCAAGGCUCGCUUUGAGAGCAUGGCUCAGGCAUCAGAAGAAGCCAACCGGAAGAAAGCCGAAGAAGAGCGAGCGGCGAGACGAGCCAGGGAGAGCAGGGAGCGGGAGGAGAGCAGGGAGCGGGAGGAGGCCAGGCGCAGACUGGAGGAGGAGAACAGCAAACGGGAGGAGUUUGAUUCGCCUCCAGCUCAAGAAGAGUCUCCAGUGUACGACAUGCCUCCUCCUCCUGAGAGCGAGGAGCACAUGGCCGCCAUACAGGAAACAGCGGAGCCGGAACCGGAGCCAGAGCCAGAGCCAGAACCAGAGGCUGAGCAGGAACCGGAAUUCGAACGGCCCCCGGCUCUGCCUCCACGCUCAGAGGACCCCGUUGAGCCGGACGCCCCCCCGCUGCCGGACAGGUCACCAGACGUGGACGAGGUCGAGUACGAGGAUCUUGGCGAUCCUCCCUCCGGGCCGACAGGUGAUGAGAAGCCACCAAUUUAUUUCCCCAAACUCCCUUUUUUAUCCUCGUCUCACACUAUUAAUUUCUUCUAUAAAGACGCGGCUGAUAACGACUAUGAGGAUCUGUCACGUGACUUGAAGGCGAUAGCAAUUUAUGACUACCAGGGAGAGGCUGACGAUGAGAUCUCCUUUAAUCCAGAGGAUGUCAUCACCGACAUAGAGAUGAUUGACGAAGGCUGGUGGAGGGGACAGUGCAACGGACGCAGUGGCCUGUUCCCGGCCGCUUACGUUCAGAUUAUGUAGAGAAAAACAGCUCGCUCUGCACGCGCUUCAUUUAGGCUAACUCAGGUUUCUUCAACUAUUACCCACAGCAGAGCUGUUCAGCUCAGUAUUUAUGGAACAAAACGCAAAUCAAUCGUUUACCGCAGGUGUUUAUGAGGAUCUGAAGAUGGAAAAAGUUACAAUUUUUACUGCAGAUGGCUAAUUACAGACAAUAAAACCAUUAAACAAAUGUUGUUCUGACUUUUUUACAUUCUCCAUAUUUGGCAAAAUUCGGCAAUUCAGAUUUAUGACUCAAGGCAAACCGUAUCUUCCAACAAGAUUAGGUGUAUUAUGUUAAAAUUGGAAAAACUGUAAUCACGCACAACUUAAAAGGUAAGAAAAGAAAUAACACUCCAAAACAGAAAAAUGAGUCAGUGUGAAGAAAAGUUUCCAUUUCUGGCAUAUAUAAAUUCAGACUGAUCUGACACAAGUUUUAUGUUCAUAACACUUGCUUUGAACUCAAAAAGGAGUUGAUGUUUAACAGUCCGCUCAAAGAGGUUUAGCAGCAGAGAUCUGACGCUUGGUGCUGCGUUCCUGCACCUAAAGUCCUUGAAACAAAGCCCCAUCUUGGGGUUUCUCGGUUCUACCAGGCUAUGCCCUUCUUCUUCUUGCCCUUGCCACUCUUCUUUGUCAUCCGUUUGCCUUUCAGCUUCUUGGCCUGCCUCUGGCUCAUCCAGGUGGGAUACUGUCCAUGUUCAUCCAACAGAGUUGUCUUGCUGCGCAUCUUAUCCAUGUCCAUCUUUCCAUCAUCAACCUCUUCUUCUGCCAUUUCAACAUCGACCUCCUUCUUUAUCUUCUCAGCUUUCACAACUGUGGCGAUCUCCUGCAGCUCGGUCAUGUCAGCUUCUCCUUUCUUAUCCAGACUCAGAGCUUGUUUGAGUCGAGCCAGCUCCUUAGGAGCAUUUUUCUUCCUCUUCUCUGCACGCAUCUUCCGUUUCCAUUUGCUGCGGAGGCUUUUGGCCAUUUUGAAAAUAUUCUGGUUAAACGUUUACGGUUCCAACAGAAAACACACGCCAACAGCUCAGUACACGUGUUUACAAGAGGAAAAAAAAAGAUGACGCACUUUGAUAGAAGGUGUAAACGGAUUGGCUGUUUCGCACAAACUUGAAGAAGGUAUCAUGUAAUUGGCCAUUGAGCGAAAAGCAGGAAGUACAUGGGAUUUUGGACCGUAAACAAAAUGUCGUGCAGAGUGGACUUGUUUUAAACUGCCUCACACCUUAAUUUUGCAGAGAUGUGCAAUUUAACCAGCUGGGGGUGACAUAGCAUCACCAUUUUUUAUAUAUAUAUAUCGUUCUCUUGUGUGGGUCUAAAACCAGCCAUGAGUAGCGACUCGGUGGGCCAAGCUGUCUCAGGUGGCAGGUUCGGUUUAGUCUGCAGUCCUUCUUCUCCGACUUGUCCGCAGACUUUGAACAUGCUGGACUCGGCUGCGGAGCUGAUGAUGGUCCACAGAGAUUUCCAGGCGGCUCUGGACGCGUGCGACAGAGGUCUGCAGAGCCUCGGGGACUUGGAUCCAGAAGACAACAGAUACGGAGAGGUGAAAGCUGGGUUCUGCAUCGUGGGGAUUCAGGCCCUGGCGGAGCUGAAUCGGUGGCAUGGCGUCCUCUCCUGGGUGCUGCAGCACUACGAGCACCUGGAAAACAUCCCAGCAAAAAUCAUGCAGAUGUGCAUACUUCUGUACUGGAAGGUGGGAGAGGCUGCUGGGAUGCGGGAGGCAGCCAGGGUUUGGCUGCACUGCCCCUCAAACCGCUCCACGGCUGGGUUCCGGACGGUGGCAGAGCUCUACCUACUUCACGUGCUGGUGCCUCUCGGACUCUCCGAAGAGGCGCGGGAGCUGAUCGCGGGGGAGGUCGGCGACGCCGCCUUCACAGAGGAGCAGAGGCGGGUGGCGCUGGAUGUGGUGGGAGAAAGGGAAGAAGCAAACCGAGAGCCGCCUCCAGACCCCGGGGGCGGUCCCAGCUCUGAGCUCAGCGCGCACCCCGGAUCCACCCCAGGUUCUGCAAUCCAGAAACUUGAAGCCAUGCUCAGGUUUUUAUACAGGAAGCUCUUGAUCUCUGGCUCUGGCUUAUUCCCCCUGCGGAGAGUCUUUCUGGCAGCUGUCCUCCUCUAUAUGCUUUUUAUCCGAUUGGAUCCAGCUCUCCCGUCUUCAUUUAUGUGGAUAUCCCAACUUCUUCAGCUGGUCAAACAGAUGUGGAGAUCCAUGUUUGCACCAUACUAUCAGGCCGUUGCUGAGGGCAAAGGACUAUAAAGCACUGAAAAGUCCCAGUGUGUUCACAGCUUUGAUUUUAAUGUCACGUCUGUUUUGUUAAACGCGAUGCUUUAACAUCUGGAGCCCGAAAACCAUCAAAGUAAUCAUUCUUUCUUUUUAGGCCAAUAACCUCUUUUUCAAUCGCAUGUCUUUGAGGGUUGUUAAUCCUUUCGAUUCAUGUGAUUUACUGACCAAACAAAUGCUGAACAUGCACAUUAGUAGUGCAGCUUGUGUUCGCUGUUGCAUUAAAACUGAAGUAGUUUUUGUGGCUACAUGUGAGAGGAAGUGAAGUACCAAUCAGGGGAAACAAAGAUGCUUUCUCCCAGUUUUUGGAGUCAAAUCUUUAUUUCAGUGGAACUUGAGAUUCAUGGAGAUUUAGGAAAUCCUAAAUCUAAAAGUUUAAAUGAACCUUAAAAAUCACAAAAUGUCCAGGAGAAGAAGUUUUUCACUUUGACUUGUUACACACGAAUAGUGCGAAUGUUUACAGGUGAGCUCCCUUUUGACACUGAUAGUUUGAUUUAUAGCAGUGUACUGGCUUUGCCUUGCCUUGCCAGACCCAGAAAUCUCUAAACUUUUAUGAGCUCAGAGAGACAGCCACGUGUUCUGUUGAUGGUUUAUUUUCUUUCUAAUAAGUGAGCUUAUGAGCAACAGGUGGCCACCAAAUUGUUCCAAACCCCACCGCAUUUUAGAUUCAUUAUCAGAAUAAAAAUGGAGAA